AUGAAAUUUUCGAGUAGGCUUUUGUCAAAAAAAAGAAAAAAUCGAAAAAAAGAUAUAGGGCAGUUUAAAUUAAUAUCGGAAAUUUUGAUUAUGAUAAUAAUUUUUUUAUUAAAAUUUCACAAAAAAUCACUUGGUUUAAAAAAAUUGAAACUUCAGUAGGAUAUUUAAAUAGUUGCAUCUUUUCACUAAAUCUUUAUUAUGAUAAAGAAAAAGAAAAAGAAAAAUAAAUUAAACCUUUUUAUUUAAGAAAAGCACUUAUUAUUUUACUAAGUGAAGAAAUCGAUAGAUUAAGAGCAAAUUCAUAUUCAGAAUUUAUAGAUAAAUAUAAUGUGA
Messenger RNA from Ichthyophthirius multifiliis, 333 nucleotides. RefSeq lists its product as hypothetical. The transcript has a single exon. The record is from RefSeq and is a predicted model, not a curated record. NCBI's taxonomy places the organism in Eukaryota, Ciliophora, Oligohymenophorea, Hymenostomatida.